GGAAACGAGGGUGUUGGCAAGUAAAUGAAUCCAGAUAUAGAGACAAGUCCAACAAGUUUUUUCUUUUCCUAUCUGAUACAACAGAGUACAUACUGUGUUCAUUUUUGAGAUUUUGAUCUAUGUGAUAGGUUGUGGCUACACAAAAUGGUGCCUGAAAACAUGAAGAAACAACUUGCUUUGGCUUUGAGAAGCAUCCAGUGGAGCUACGCAAUCUUCUGGUCCAGUUCAGCUACCCAACCCGGGGUCUUGAGCUGGGGGGAAGGUUAUUACAAUGGAGAUAUUAAGACUAGGAAAACAAGUCAAGGAGUAGAACUUAAUUCUGAUCAAAUAGGCUUGCAGAGGAGUGAGCAACUGCGAGAGCUAUUCAAGUCCCUCAAAACUGCAGAAACCAGCCCACAAACCAAAAGGCCUUCAGCGGCACUGUCCCCUGAAGAUCUUACAGAUACUGAGUGGUAUUAUUUGGUUUGCAUGUCCUUCGUAUUCAACAUUGGCAAAGGGUUACCAGGAAGAGCUCUAGCAAAUGGCCAACCCAUUUGGCUCAACAAUGCCAAUUCCACUGAUUGUAGAGUUUUUAGUCGCUCUCUGCUGGCAAAGAGUGCAUCCAUUCAGACAGUGGCGUGCUUUCCUUUUAUGGAAGGGGUUAUUGAGCUAGGUACAACUGAUCUGGUCUCAGAAGACCUCAGUAUCCUUCAACGGAUCAGAACUUCUUUCUUGAAUAUUCUGUAUGUCAAUGUUCCUAAUAAGUCUGGAGCUACAUUGAAAUCAAGAAAUGAGGAAGAUAUUGCUUGUGUAGCAUUUGAUCAUAAUGCAUAUGAUGUUGAAUCAAUUCCAGAAGUAGGGUAUGAAGUAAUCAACACAGCCUCUCCUAAUGGUAGUUCAAAUGCUUUACAAGCCAAUCAAGCACCAGAUGAAACAUGCAUGGUUGAAAAGAUAAACGGUGGCACCUCUCAAUUCCAAAGCUGGCAAGUUAUGGAUGAUGAAUUGAGCAACUGUGUCCCUAACUCCAUGAAUUCUAGUGACUGUAUAUCACAAACUUUUGCCAGCUAUGAGAAGAUUGCUUCUGCUUCCAUGGGUGAAAACCCUUCUGACCCUUGUGCUAGAGACAUUCAAAAGUGCAAUAACCCAAAAAUGACCUUAGUGGAUCCUCUAAGUGAUGAUCGCCAUUAUCAGAGAGUUCUUUCUUCCAUUUUAAAAACCUCAGACCAGUUAAUUAUGGGGAUGCAUUUUCAAAAUUCUCAUCGUGAAUCAAGCUUUGCCAGUUGGAAGAAAGGAGGGGCAAUAGAUUACCAAAGGCCAAGAGCAGGAACCUCACAAAACUUAUUGAAGAAAGUAGUGUUUGAAGUUCCAAGGAUGCACUUGGAUGGGCUGCUCGAGUCUCAAGAAGAGAAUGAUUAUAAAGAAGGAAUGAGACUAGAGGGUGAUGAAAUUGGCAUGAACCACGUUAUGUCAGAAAGAAGGAGAAGAGCAAAACUAAAUGAAAGGUUUUUAACCCUUAGAUCAAUGGUCCCUUCAAUUAGUAAGGAUGACAAAGUUUCAAUACUAGAUGAUGCAAUUGAAUACCUUAGAAAGCUUGAGAAAAGGAUAGGAGAGUUGGAAGCUCGCAGGGAGCUAAUAGAUAUGGAGACUAGGACUAAAAAAUCACCUCAAGAUUUGGAGGAGAGGACUUCUGAUCAGUAUUUUAACAAAACUAACAAUGGCAAGAAAUCAGUGAUAAAAAAGAGGAAAGCUUGUGAGAUAGAUGAGACAGGGCUAGAGAUUAACUCAGAUGCUUUUAGAGGCAGUUCAACUAAAGAUAUUACUGUCAAUAUGAGUGACAAUAAAGUUGUGAUCGAAAUGAAGUGCCCUUCGAGAGCAGGAAGACUGCUGGAAAUUAUGGAAGCAGUUAACAGUCUCAGUAUAGACUUCAAUUCAGUUCAGUCGACAGAAGCUGAUGGGAAUCUUUUUCUGACCAUUAAAUCUAAGUUCACAGGAUCAACUGUUGCAACAGCAAAAAGGAUCAAACAAACACUCCAAAAAGUGGCUUCGAAGUGUUGAAUCUUUUGAUUUCCCUAAAAAACCAUGGGGAUGUUCAAUUUAGUUCCUUCCACUGCCGUGUGACUGAGGGUUCAUUAGAUUGAUGGAGUCACAGCUGCAAGUUCUUCUUGGAGAUUCUUUUUGAAGACUUUUAAUAAAAGGAAAAAAUAUAGUUUUUGGGCAAUACCAUAACUCUUGGUGAUGUAACAUGGACUUUUGUUUAAGCAGUUGUAAAUGAGUAGAUAGACUUAGUUGACUAGCCAUUAGCUCCUAUAGCUUAAAACAGCAUGAACAUUGACCACUGACUAUAUUUUGAUCGCUAGACACACAUUCUUAAUUAUGGUAAUCUUUCAAGUAGCACGUGAUAUUGAAAAU
Messenger RNA from Gastrolobium bilobum, 2388 nucleotides. Its product is annotated as transcription factor EGL1-like. The record is from RefSeq and is a predicted model, not a curated record. NCBI's taxonomy places the organism in Eukaryota, Viridiplantae, Streptophyta, Magnoliopsida, Fabales, Fabaceae. The transcript is spliced from 8 exons. Gene Ontology annotation, molecular function: protein dimerization activity. Bases 145 to 2034 code for a protein of 629 amino acids.